CUCCUCUUCUUCACUCAUCUUCACUCUGUACAGUCACAGAUAAAAGACAGUUAAAUGGCUUCAGACCUCUCCACCAUUCUUCCAAGGGUCCUCAUUGUCUCCCGACGAACCGUUCGCAAGAACAAGUUUGUUGAUUUUGUGGGUGAAUAUCAUCUCGAUCUCAUUGUAAGUUAUGGGGCUGUGCCGGUAAUUGUCCCUAGAGUUGCCGGAGUUCAUACUCUGUUGGACAGUUUUGAGCCAAUCCAUGGAGUUCUACUCUGUGAAGGUGAAGACAUUGACCCUUCACUCUAUGACGCCGAGCUCUCUGGCCUUUCAUCCGAGGAGCUAGAAGAGGUCAGGAGAUCCCAUGUGAGUGAUACAGCCAUUGACAAAGAGAAGGACACCAUUGAACUGAGGCUUGCGAAGCUCUGCCUUGAAAGGAACAUACCCUAUUUGGGGAUUUGUAGGGGUUCACAGGUCCUUAACGUUGCUUGUGGGGGAUCCCUUUACCAAGACAUUGAGAAAGAACUCCCCAAGAAUAUCCCAGAAGGAGAGAGAGUGGUACACAUUGACUAUGAUAACUACGAUGGGCAUCGUCACAAGGUGAAGGUAGUGGAAAAUACCCCAUUGGAUGCCUGGUUCAGAGAUUCUCUGGAGGAAGGGAAGAUGGAGAUUUGGGUCAAUAGCUACCAUCAUCAAGGUGUGAAAAGAUUAGCCCAAAGAUUUGUUCCAAUGGCUCUCUCUCCAGAUGGUUUGAUUGAAGGGUUCUAUGAUCCUGAUGCUUAUAAUCCCCAAGAGGGUAAGUUCAUAAUGGGACUCCAAUUCCAUCCAGAACGUAUGAGGCGCCCUGGUUUGGAGGAUUUCGAUUAUCCCGGUUGCCCAUCAGCAUAUCAGGAAUUUGCGAGGGCAGUGAUUGCUUACCAGAAGAAACUGAAUAGCUCAAUAAGUAUGCCAAGAGGUCUGAAGCUUGACCAAGAGAUGGAAAAGAAAAGAAGCAUUAUCGUUCGAAGUUUCUCCAUUGCAAAAGAGAUGUACACUGCAGGGCGUGAAAUGCCUCCAGAUAAGUGUGACCUUGAAGCUGGAGCUGAAUUUCUCCAGUCAAAUACAGCUUUGAGUACACAACAAGAGAAGAGGUUGAAACAGAUGGGAGCAACAGUUAGGAAUGCUCAUGCAUAUCUAGAGAGAUUGAAGUUGAAUGAGGAGAGGGAGAAGCUAGCCAGGAAAGUAAUGGGGAAGAUGUCAAUAGAGCAAUUGUCUGAUCUUGUGUCCUUUUAUCAUAUGAUGGGGACAAUCUGUUCAGAGGUUUUAGAGAAGAAGGUCCAGUGCCUUCUCUCAACUGAGAAUUAAUUAUCUG
Molecule: messenger RNA, 1333 nt
Organism: Telopea speciosissima
Lineage: Eukaryota; Viridiplantae; Streptophyta; Magnoliopsida; Proteales; Proteaceae
Product: putative glutamine amidotransferase GAT1_2.1
Exons: 4
Coding region: 55-1326 (423 amino acids)
Cellular component (GO): cytosol
Molecular function (GO): hydrolase activity, acting on carbon-nitrogen (but not peptide) bonds, in linear amides
Source: RefSeq, a predicted model, not a curated record